This is a messenger RNA of Oncorhynchus tshawytscha (Chinook salmon), 3266 nucleotides long. RefSeq names its product FAST kinase domains 1 (gene fastkd1). Bases 442 to 2955 code for a protein of 837 amino acids. The transcript has 15 exons. The record is from RefSeq and is a predicted model, not a curated record. Gene Ontology annotation, molecular function: RNA binding. Lineage: Eukaryota; Metazoa; Chordata; Actinopteri; Salmoniformes; Salmonidae. Gene Ontology annotation, cellular component: ribonucleoprotein granule; mitochondrial matrix. Gene Ontology annotation, biological process: mitochondrial RNA processing; regulation of mitochondrial mRNA stability.
UUUUUUUAAAUCAAAGUACAAGGGAGUUAUACUCCAGUCUAGUAGGUGGCGGUAAUGCAACAUUUAUUGGAUGCCAACCGCCUUUAAACAUCAUCGAAGAAUAAUAAAAAGUACGGUAGCCUAACACAGCCAACAGACCCAAGUCAAAAAUUGAUGUUGCCAUUUAGCUAGCUGGAGAAGUAAAAUCGAUAAAUUAUACUCGUUUGUUUGGUAGGUAGAUUUCACUCUAAUUCAUACUUUGAUAUAACAAACAAAAAGAGACUUACACCGGUAAACGGCAAGAUGUGUUGGGAACGGGAUUGACUUGGGCACUGUCCUGUCCCCACAUGUUUCACUUAAGGAAUAUGCAGGCAGCUUUCUGUGGACCUGAUCUUGGCCCUGGUUAGUUUACCUUCUAAAUAGGUGGACUUCCAUUGUCACUUGAACUAGGCCGGGGUCUCCAUGUCCAUGUUUCGGCUCCGAGCUGUGACUGGGAGCCGCUACCUGCGCAGGUUUUUGCAUGGGGGAGCAGCGAACCGGGAUCAUGUUCUGGAGCAGCUUGGCAUCUGCUCUGGUGAAGACCAAGUGUUGGAAGUGGUCGGCAAGAACAAGGCCAAGCUGACUGUGAACCAUGUUGGCUGUGCCAUAGGCAUGCUCUGGCAUUUCCAGAAGGAGAAGCCACAGAUGCUGAGAACGGUUGAGUUUAUCAAAAGCCACCCAGAGUUCCUGACUCUCCGGGUGCUGGCUGAGAACAAAAUUGAGCUCAUGGAUGAUGUCAUGUUGGUGGACAUGCUCUACAAUGUUCUCAGGCUCAAUGUGGAACCAUCUGAUUCUCUUGCUCAGCAAUUGGUCUCAGAGGCCUGGCUCAGAUUAUACAGAUUUCCAAUGGCAUCACUGUCCAAGUUUGCUGUCUGUCUAAGUGAUCAACAUCUGCAGCACAGUCCUCCAAUGGGUCAAAUCACUGACAUUUUGAAUCAGAAACUCUCCUCAAUUGAUGAUGCCAGGAUCCUGACAACCCUGAUGGUCAGCGUGUCAUCUUUGGUGUCCCCUCAUCUGCGGGAUAAACUCAUCAAUAAGGCAGAUCAUCUCCUUGACACCAUGGAUCCCUCACAUUACAACAACCCCAGGAGGAUGGUGCAGUUCCUGCGCAACAUCAAGUAUAGUUACCGUCCCCUGCUGGAGAAGUGCAACCAUAUUCUCCUGCGCAAUGUUCCCCACCUAAAUGCAGAGAACAUAAGCAUCAUCAUGGGGCUCUACCAGUCAAUACAGUUCAACAACUGUGACUUCUGUCUGGCUGCAAAACAAAGGCUAAUGGAACUUGUGGACUCGAGUGCAGACCCUUUCUCCUUCACCAAGCUGUUUGUUGCUCUUGGGCCUAUGGCAGGGGAGGACACCAAAGAGAGGUUGGAGAGUACAGCACUGCUACUGGCAGAAGAUUUUAAUGCCCAUCAGGCCCUAGCUGUGGCAGAGACACUAGAGGAGAUUCAGUGUAGAAACCUGAAUCUGAUCCAAAAGAUUGCAUCAGUAGUCCACAAGAACCUGCAUGUCUACAAGCCCAUGGAGAUAGCCAGGAUCACACAAGCCCUGAUCCUGCUGCAUUACCAGAGUCCAGAGCUCUUCACUAAAUUAAGGAACAUUCUGGUUCAGUUCUUGCUGAACAGUGUCUACCCAUAUGAAGUGACCAUGCUGACUCGUGUUCUCUCCAUGCUGCCUUCACCUCGACUCGACGAAGGCGUCGUUUCACGGGUGGAGGCAGUGCUGCCCCAGUGUAAUCUGAAUGACCUGAACACCUUUGCAAUGGCCGUCGCUAAGUGGGUGCGAAAUGACCCGUCCUACCGACACAGCACGCCCAGCAAGUAUGUGCGUCUGCUACAGACAUUGAACCGCUGCGGGCAUGAGCGCCUGCGCAAGGCUGAUCGCCUGGACUUGAUGUUGGAGGAGCUCAAGUACAUGUCAGGGGAAUGGUUUGAGGAGAUGCUGCUGGAGGAGACCAUGGUUACACUCCAGAGGUUGGAGGACCAGAUAUCCUGGACCAAUGUGCCUGAGAUGGCCCUUUUCCUGACCAGGACUAAUCACCUCUGUACUCCAUUAAUGGACCGCAUCGCUAGCGUGGCCAUGGAGAAUAUCAACAAGAUCCACUACUCAGCGACUUAUGCCACCUUGUUGCCCUUCGCCGUACUGAAUUAUGAUCCACCAGGGGUGGACGAGCUGUUUGACAUCUGCAUUCAGCGCGUCAUACCUCACAUCAGUUCCUUUGACCCCCAUCUGCUUGUACUUCUCGCGUAUGCCCUGGCUGUGGCUGACUGCUUCCCGGAGGACCUGGUUCGAGAAAUCUUCAAUGUGAAUUUCCUUGCCAAGCUGGAUUCCCAGUUAGAAACCCUGCCUGACGCCCUCAACAAGCGGAUCCGCCUGCGUCUCAUGGAGCUAAAUCGGGCUGUGUGUCUGGAGUGUCCAGAGUCCCAGGUUCCCUGGUUCCACGAGCGUUACUGCCUCCAGUUACAGAAGAAAAGGAAUGGUUCCAUCAGUCCUGUCCAACAACAAAUCCACAAAAUGCUUGGGGAAGUUCUUGGAGGGAUUAAUUGUGCCAGAGUGGCAUUGCUCACUACUUAUUUCUACACAGUAGACUUUGAAUGUGUUCUGGACAGACACCACCAGGCGGUGGCCUACAGUGAGCAGAGCCAGCUGCAGAUAUCUGAAGAUGGGAAGGUCCGCUGGGGUUCUGACUCUGUCGGGAAGGAUCGGAGUGAGGUCCCUCCAGGGGCACAACGUGUUGCUGUGGACUUCUUGGAUUCCAAAUCAUUCUGCAAAAACUCUCGUCACAUGAAAGGGGAAGCCAUGAUGAGAAAGAGACAUCUGGAGAUUCUGGGAUAUCAUGUUGUCCAGAUCCCUCAUUUUGAAUGGAACUCUAUGGAGCUCUCCACACAGGAUGCAUGGAAGGAAUACCUUCGGAAGAAGAUAUUUACCGGGCUUCCCUGAAGCACCUAGAUGUUGAAUGAAGGACACGUGUUAUAUUGCUUUUGCUACUGAACUGUGAGAGGAAAAAGUCUGCCUUUUAGAAAUGUAUAUUUGCAGGCAGGUCAUUGACUAUUAUUUUUAAGCAUCAGAUGUUUAUCAAGUGCUCCUUAUUGCCAACUCCAAAUCCUAAAGUGGACAUGGAGCUACCUCACAUUUUUUUUCUUGGCAGGAGGUAUCAGGCUUUUUAUAUGAACUGUAUCAUUUGUCAAAUAAUAAUAAUUGUUUGUAAUAAUAAAUUUUAAAAAUUAAAAGCUUUGUUUUGGUGGUUUUGA